AUGGCGAUGGCGUUCGAAGCGCUUGAGGCGCGCGCGAGGCGCGCGCGAGAGCGCGAGACUGGGUCGUCGUCGUCGGACGGCGAGCGGGCGCGGGCGAACGCGUCGGAGGCGACGCGGAGGUUGGAAGAAUUAGAGGAUAGGUUACGCUCGGCGACGACGACGCUGCGCGCGACGCACGAGGAGCUCGAGCGCGAGCGCAAGAGAUGCGCCGAGCUCGACGCGGCGCUGGCGCGCGCGCGAGAUUCGACGACGGCGGCGUUCGGGGAAAAGAUUCAGACGACGCGCGAGCUCGCGGAAGCCGUCGCGGCGCUCGAGGGGGAAAAGGCGGACGCGAUGCACGAGAGGGCGAGACUUUUAGAGCGCAUGGACGCGCUGGAGCGAGAUGGCGUCGUGGACGGCGCGGUCAUGAACGAAAAUCUCAGGAUCGAGCUCGCAAACGAACGAGCGAAGCGCGGCGAUUUGGAGGAAGCUCUGACGGAUCUCAAGCUCGCGAGCGACGCGUCGAUGGAACUCUCGGUGGCGCUUCGACAAGAAGUCGAGGCGCUCAGAAGUUCGGGCGCGCAACCCAGCGUCUCGCUCAUCAACAUCGAGCCGACGGACGAGAUCCCUCCGCGCGCCGCGAGCGCCAUCGAGGCGCAUUUAAUCUGGCGUCGCCGCGACGCCCGAAACGAGCCCGGCGACGCCUCGAGCGAUUGGGUCAAAGCCGAAUCCAUCGUCACCGACCGUCUCGCUCGCGCCGACGGCGCGCGUGUCGUGUACUGGGCGUACUUGAACGCCCUCGCCGAGCUUCUCCGCGUCGGUGACGUCGCCGCCUUCGACCAAACCUCCUGGCGCGCGCUCGGCGAUUUCGUCGCUCGCGUCCUCGCGGCGUCCCGCGCGUCGUCGUCGUGA
Molecule: messenger RNA, 891 nt
Organism: Ostreococcus lucimarinus CCE9901
Lineage: Eukaryota; Viridiplantae; Chlorophyta; Mamiellophyceae; Mamiellales; Bathycoccaceae
Exons: 1
Coding region: 1-891 (296 amino acids)
Source: RefSeq, a predicted model, not a curated record